GGAGGUCAUCGUGGUACAGUACAUGCUGCAGGGAGAAGGGAGUCGUGACUUACAGCCCUGUAAGUGCUGUGGUCACUUUAAACGCAGGGCGGAGAGCAGAUUUCCGAUCGGCCGUGAAGCGGAUUAACGGCUUCAGUCCAGUCCUACGUCUGCUGCUACAUCAUCUCAGCUGAUCCGGAGAAUUCCCUCCACUGGGAAACACAACAAGCCCUGCCUGUAUGCUCAGAUCAUCGCAGUACCAUGGACUUCAACGUAAAAAAACUGGCUUCUGGUGCAGGGGUCUUCUUCACCCGAGCAGUGCAGUUCACAGAGGAGAAGCUGGGCCAGGCUGAGAAGACAGAGCUGGAUCCCCACUUAGAGAACCUGAUCACUCGGGCCGACUGCACCAAGAACUGGACUGAAAAGAUCUUAAGACAAACCGAGGUGCUGCUGCAGCCCAACCCAAUUGACCACACUGGUGCUCGAAUAGAGGAGUUCAUCUAUGACAAGCUGGAUAAGAAGCUUCCCUCCAGGACGACUAACCCAGAGCUGCUGGGCCAGUACAUGCUGGAAGCUGCCAAUGAAUUUGGUCCAGGGACGCCAUACGGCAGUACCCUGAUCACAGUGGGAGAGUACCAGAAGAGACUGGGAGGAGCCGAGCGCGAGCUUCUCCAAACCUCAGCUGCCGCCUUUCUCACCCCUCUUCGCAACUUCCUGGAAGGAGACUGGAAGACUAUAUCUAAAGAGAGGCGACUUCUGGAGAAUCGACGGCUGGAUCUUGACAUCUGUAAAGCACGCCUGAAAAAAGCCAAGCAGGCAGAAGCCAAAGCAGCGGCUGCACCUGAUUUUCAGGAGACAAGGCCCCGAAAUUAUGUUCUUUCUGCCAGUGCAUCAGCGCUGCAGAGUGGCUGGGAGAGCUGGGAUGUGGAGCCCAGUGGAUCAGAGCAGAUGAAGCUGCUGAGUGAGGAAGUGGACAAAGCUGAGCACGAGCUUCGAGUUGCUCAGACAGAGUUUGAUCGACAAGCUGAGGUCACCAGACUGCUGCUGGAAGGCAUCAGCAGCACACAUCUCAACCACCUGCGUUGUUUGCAGGAUUUUGCAGAGGCUCAGGCCACUUACUACGCCCAGUGUCAUCACUACAUGCAGGACCUUCAGAGAGAGCUCAACAAAUGUGCUAAUUCGGUGAGCACACCCCACCCUGCAGCUGCGGUCUGCCCCGACCCAGACCACCUCUCCUCUGCUUUCCUGUCUGGUCCAUCGUCUCCUGGGGCCACAGUCUCCUCUUUGUCUAGCCAAAGGCCCAGCACGGUGGAUAUGGAGCAGACACAGCACCCUGUCACAGGAUCCAGAAAGGCCAAGGUCCUAUAUGACUACGAUGCCCAUGAUGCCAGCGAACUUUCACUUUUGGCUGAUGAGCUUAUUACUGUAUACACCGUACCAGGAAUGGACCCUGAUUGGUUGAUUGGAGAACGAGGGAACCAAAAGGGCAAAGUCCCUGUCACCUACCUUGAACUGCUGAGCUAAUGGACCAAACAACAGGAGACACACACACACACACACACACACACACACUUUUUUUUUCUUUUAGUUAAGGUAUUUUGAUCCGUGGCUAUCUAAAACAUUUAUGCAAACCUGUCUGUUGGGAAUGUUUCUAUAAAUACAGAUUGCAACCAACGCGUUUUAGAAUUCCCCUUAUUCCAGUAAUGUGUGGGUGAGUUUAAUGAGACCACUUUUAAAGCUUCACUCCCUCAUUUUGUUAACUGUGCAAUUUGGGUGUUUUUGUG
This is a messenger RNA of Sander lucioperca (pikeperch), 1763 nucleotides long. RefSeq names its product SH3-domain GRB2-like endophilin B2b (gene sh3glb2b). The record is from RefSeq and is a predicted model, not a curated record. The transcript is spliced from 13 exons. NCBI's taxonomy places the organism in Eukaryota, Metazoa, Chordata, Actinopteri, Perciformes, Percidae. Gene Ontology annotation, molecular function: protein binding. Bases 241 to 1503 code for a protein of 420 amino acids. Gene Ontology annotation, cellular component: cytoplasm; membrane. Gene Ontology annotation, biological process: membrane organization.